AAAUGGUGUUAAGAAACGAUGGCCCAGAGAGGCUCUCACCUCCCGCUUGGUGCAGUUCUAGAGGGAUGCAAAGCACUAAAGAUUAUGUUGAUAUACCAAGUGGAACAACUGGAUGGUUUGGCCCAAAUCCUCUCAAGAAAGACAACAUCAUCCCAGUAGACCAAACAAACCUGAAGAUCUUCUUGACGGGAGAGCCCCAGAUACUGGGGGUGGCUCAGAUCCUGAUUGGUGUGAUGAAAGUAUGCUUAUUUGCUAUAGGUCUGUGUUUUCAUUUAUCUGACUUUCACUACUGGUGUCUUCCUCUUAACAUGAUCUCAGGAUAUCCUGUCUGGGGAUCCUUAUUUUUCUUCUUAUCUGGUGCUAUGUCUAUUGCAGCGGGAAGAAAAAUGACACUGAACUUGAUCAAAGGCAGCCUGGGAAUGAACAUGCUCAGUGCCAUUACAGGAACGAUAGGGAUACUCAUGUUAAUAGCCGAACUGAAUAUUAUGCUUGAAACAGAGAAAAAGUGUCUUAUUCUUAGGACAUUUGAGAUUGUGAUAUUAGUCCUCUCCCUGCUGGAAGUCAGCAUUGCUAUCUCUCUCUCUGUAUUUGGGUGCAAGGUGACCUGCUUUGUCACCCAGGUAAGUGUUCAGGACCUGGUGGAGGGUUCAGAUUUGUCACGUUUUUGUUUCUCUCACUAUCUCUCUCUGCUCUCUGGACCAAAGAGAAGGAUAAGGAAGCAGAGUGAUGGAAAGAUAAUUAUGUACAUGAUCUUUCCUGAGAUUGAAGAAGACAGAAGAACACAUUGUUGGAGCUAUGGUAGAUGUUUCCAGGAACCUCGUAGGUCUUGCGGGAUAUCGAUCUUUAUCUAGUGAGGGGUGUAAGGCCCUGAAGGAAGGGACACUUAAUUCUCAGGUUCUAAGAUACAGAAAAGAGGUAGGGGUCACCAGGAUGAAUGCAAAUCUCUAGCUGAAAGAGGAUGUGAAAAUGAU
Molecule: messenger RNA, 971 nt
Organism: Hyaena hyaena (striped hyena)
Lineage: Eukaryota; Metazoa; Chordata; Mammalia; Carnivora; Hyaenidae
Product: membrane-spanning 4-domains subfamily A member 4A-like
Exons: 6
Coding region: 3-851 (282 amino acids)
Cellular component (GO): Golgi apparatus; membrane
Source: RefSeq, a predicted model, not a curated record